AUGUCACCACUCUCCCCACAACAGCUGUACAGAGCCAGGUGCUUGAGCCUGACUGGCCCGCUUAAAAAUAGCCACAACCCCGUGCUCUCGGUGAAUGCCACAGAGAUGGCUGCUGCUGCCUGCCACCCACCCACCCGAUUCCACCACGUCCAUGGCGCCAACAUCUGCAUCGACCCCUCGCACACUCAGGCCACCAGGGUGGAGAGCUUUGCCAACGGGCUAUGUUUCAGCCAGGAGCCCCUGGAGCCUGGACAGAUCUUCCUAGUGGAGAUUGAGGAGAAGGAGCUGGGCUGGUGUGGCCACUUGCGGGUGGGGCUAACAGCACAUGACCCAAGAAGCCUGGAUGUGGUGCCAGAGUAUUCGCUCCCAGACCUGGUCAAUAUGGGGGACACCUGGGUUUUUGCCAUCACCAGGCAUCACAACCGUGUUACUCCAGAUGGCUCGGCGGCUCGGCUCCAAGGCUUCCUCUCAGACCCCUACCUGCUCAUAGAACAAGUCAGGAUUCCCCGAGACAAGCUGGUGGGACGGAGCAGGCCCAGCCAGUACAGCCACAUGCUGGAUGACUUGUACAAGACAAAUGUGCUGCCCCCGACAGCCCGGAGGAGCAGGAUUGGGGUGCUGUAUGCCAUCCGGUCUGACGGGAUGGCAGACAUGCACAUCAUCAUCAAUGGAGAGGACAUGGGACCGAGUGCCAGGAGCCUCCCUUCCUCCCGCCCACUCUAUGCAGUGAUCGAUGUCUUUGCUUCAACCAAGAGCGUCCGUGUCAUCCAAGUGGAAUAUGGCUUCCCUUCCUUGCAGACCCUCUGUCGACUGGUCAUCCAGAAGCACAUUGUCCACCGAUUGGCCAUCGAUGGGCUGGACCUGCCUCCGCUCCUGAAGAACUUCUGCAAAUAUGAAUGAGAUGGCAAGAUCUCCCUCAGCAGGCAGGCCCUUCAAACUUGCAGCCCCUGUGAGUGACCAAGAAU
This is a messenger RNA of Emys orbicularis (European pond turtle), 965 nucleotides long. RefSeq names its product neuralized E3 ubiquitin protein ligase 2 (gene NEURL2). The coding region runs from base 1 to 900 and encodes 299 amino acids. Gene Ontology annotation, molecular function: ubiquitin protein ligase activity. The record is from RefSeq and is a predicted model, not a curated record. NCBI's taxonomy places the organism in Eukaryota, Metazoa, Chordata, Testudines, Emydidae. The transcript is spliced from 2 exons. Gene Ontology annotation, biological process: intracellular signal transduction.